GGAAACCCCCCCAAUUCAUCAGAGGUCCACCCAUGGCGUCCAUAAAAGAAGAGGGCAAGACGCUUCUGUGUGCAGCCUUCGACUCUCCUGAAGAGCGAAUCUGUUCAGAUCCUUGGACCGAAAGAGAAGAUAAGUUCGAGUGACUUCAUCAUGGUUUCCUUCGCCAAUCUCAUCCUCGUCCUCUCUUUGGCUUCAAGUGCUGUCUUCUGCCUUCCUUCGGGUGAGAGAAACAGCACAUCAGGGGAGGAUGAUGAAAACGAAAUUGAUAGCUACGAGGAGGAGACUGAGGCAACCCAGGGGGCCACGGAAUACAUCGAGGCUGCAAACGCCGGACUGGCGCGUCUGAGGAGCGGACCACGCAUCACACAUGGAGACAUCGCCCAGACGAGCGGCCUGACGUCCACUCGGAACGCCGCUCCCUGCACGGCCAAAGGCUGCACCUGGCCAAAGAGCUCCAGAGGCUAUGUCUACGUGCCUAUUCAAAUCUCCAGAAGAUACAGCAGUGAGGAGCGAACUGUGCUCAUUCAGAGCCUGGUGGAGUUCCACUCAGUCUCCUGUAUUCGCUUCGUCUGGAGGCGUGGGCAUCGGGACUAUCUCAGCAUCUAUCCUUCCACCGGGUGCUGGUCCUAUGUAGGUCGCCAGGGAAGACGUCAAAUGAUCUCCAUCCAGCAGCGCGGGUGCGUUCACCCCGAGGUGAUCCAGCAUGAGAUCCUGCACGCCCUGGGCUUCCACCACGAGCAGGCGCGCUCCGACAGAGACGACCACGUCCAAAUCCAGACCAAGAACGUUAACCCAGAAAACCUGCACAACUUCGAUAAGGUGGACACCAACAACCUGGGCACCCCGUACGACUACAGCUCCAUCAUGCACUACGGCAGAUACGCGUUCUCCAAGCAGUACGGAGUUCUGCCCACCAUCGUCCCCACCCCCGACUCCACGGCAGUCAUCGGACAAGCCACCGAGAUGAGUGGCAACGACAUCGAACGGCUCAAUCAACUCUACCAGUGCAGUGACUAGUGAGUUGAAGACAGGAUACAAUGCUCUGAUGGACGAUGCACUUGCUUACACCCUCUCCUUUACUUUUAAAAGCUAAUGGGAUCAACAGGUUUUUCCAAGGGCUGGGACUAUAGCAUUGGUCUUCCCUCCCUUCUGUUAUUCCCUUUACUAAAUCCAGCGCAGAUGGAUCCCACUAAUUGUCCUUGGAAGACUUCCAUCUUGUAUUCUAAUGGGAAAUAAUUCAUGGGUUUUUUUACGGGCUUGCUUUGUUUGGAAUGACUUCUUAGGGAUGACAUUGAGGUUCCCCCCUUCCCCCACCCCCCUUUACUGUCUUAAGACUUAAUUAAUAAAUGCUGAUAAAAAAAAUAAACCUGGCUUGCAAGAUCAACA
Molecule: messenger RNA, 1386 nt
Organism: Gadus chalcogrammus (walleye pollock)
Lineage: Eukaryota; Metazoa; Chordata; Actinopteri; Gadiformes; Gadidae
Product: low choriolytic enzyme-like
Exons: 10
Coding region: 151-1017 (288 amino acids)
Biological process (GO): proteolysis
Molecular function (GO): zinc ion binding; metalloendopeptidase activity
Source: RefSeq, a predicted model, not a curated record